AUGCUUGUUCAUGUUCCACCACAAGAACUUUACAAUCAAUCUGGUUUUCCUUCAAUUUUCUUACAUGGCUGGGACUUUUAUUUCUUUGAUACAUGUACACCUGGAAGUGCCUUUCAUUUACAAAAAAUGUUACAAAUUGUCUCAUCACCAAAGAAACAAUUCAAAGAACCAUCCAAAUAUAUUCUAUGCGAUCUCAAUGUUCUUUUCGAUGACUGUCUAUGGGAUUUUUGUACACGAAUUCAAAUAUUUCUUCCACAAUUACCACGAGAAAUGUUCACCGAUGAAAAUGCUUAUGACUUCUAUCGAAAUCAAACAAGCACAACAAAACGUGUUGAAUGUUUAAAAAAAAUUCUUCAACGAUUAACUCAAUUACAAGAACAAAUGAUGAAUAUUUAUCAUGAACAAUUAUCCAAGAAGAAAAAUUCAUCACAAAGUCCUUAUAACAUAAUCUAUCAAAUGUCGAAAGAUAUUCUAUGUGGUAAACGUUUAAUAGGUUUAGUUGACGCUCUUCAACUGCAAAUUCGAGCUUCAUUAACGAAUUUUGUUUCCAAUCUAUUGAAAUAUCUUGCCAAUGAUUAUGGUUUAGAAACAUUAUCGAAACUAUCGGCCAAACAAAACAAUGUCGGUUCAACUCUGAAUCUAAUUGAUUAUACUUCAUUUGCUCUUGAUGUUAAUAUUAACGAAAAAUCCCCAUCGCCAACUCAAGGAAUAUUUCAAUUAGUUACACACUAUGAAUUAGAUUGUAAAGCAGCAGAUGAGUUAUGUAUUCGACAUUUACUGGUUAAUCUGAUGGCUAUGAUUAUCAAAGGAGGGGCGAAAAGUUUUCUUUGGACAUUUGCAUUUCAACCAUUGGCUAUUGAGAACACAUUCGUUAAAAAACUUAUACCAAAUAAAAUAUCCAUUACACAAAUUGCACUCUAUAAUACAGGUGUGAUCACUUUGAACGAUCGCAAUUGUUCAUGGAUCGAUCAAAUUUUACGUGCAAGUCUCAUGCUUGGAAAAAACUAUUUUCCAAAAUUGGACACAUCAUUCAAUUUUGAUUUUGCUUAUAUUCAAUCGUAUAUCAUCCGAACAUAUCUUCUUUUAUGUCACAUCAAUUAUCAACAUAUUGCUCAAAAAUAUCAGCUUUAUGAACCACGAAAAAUGACUCCUGUGGUGCUUAUGUACGAUGAUGAAACAUUUGAUCUCGAUGAAAAUUAUUCGGUGCCGUUAGAAGAUGAUUGGACUCAUUUGAAUGAUAUGCUCAUGGAUAAACUGUAUCAUGGUUAUAAUCUUCUGAAACGAAUUGCUUCAAUCAUAAAAAAUGAAUCGACUGAUUCAUCAUCCGUAAGUGUCUAUGAAUUGAUUCAAUCGAUUCCGCAGAAUGAAUCUCUCAUGCAACAGUUGGUUCAAUAUGAUGUCAGAGAUUUUAAAUUAUGUCAUUUGAAUCUUGUCGGGAAAUUAUAUCGAACAUUGAUUAAAACAUUCGAAUAUUCCUUUGCUAAUAUUCCUGAUCUCCUUCGAAUUCCGAUCGAUGCCGAUUUGAGUAAUACACUUCAACAAAUCUUUGAAACAAAACUUCUUAACGUUACUUACGAAGAAAAUAUCGACGAUCUACAAUCACAUAUCCAACACAUAAAUCAAUUCUUGUACGAUUUAAAAUCCAUUGAAGAUAUUCUCUUACAACAAUCGAAUGAAUCAUUAAGAUUGACUUGUACAAAUAUGGGUGUCGAUAAUGACAUUGCCACGUUGAUACCAGAAGAAAUUAAAUGUGAAAAUUAUAUUUCUCUUACUAUUUAUCUCAAUCAAGUUCAAUCAAUUCUACAAGAACGAAAAAUAAAUAUCGAAGAGAAAACAGCACAUCUUUGGGAGGAAAAUUUCCAUUCUGAUCGAAAUGAACAGGAUAUCAUAGAAAAAAAUCGUUAUCAUCGAUAUUUACAUGGAAAACUUGAAACUCAAUCGGAUUAUUCAAUGAACAGCUUCAAUAGUGAUGAUAGUGAUAACGAGGAUGACACUACCGAUGAACCAGAUAUCCUUCAAUAUUCAUCACUCUUUCAAUUACAUAUCAAUAGAGUUCCAAUCACCUCAUUCAAACAAGUUUCCGAAAGAAAUGAUCAACAAGCACAGCAAGUCGGUCCAUUGAAAAAGGUACAAAAAUUCGUCAUUACACAUCCCGAUGGUAAAAGUCAGUCGUGUUUGUGUAAAUGUGACAAUCUGUAUGAACAACUAAGAAAAACAUUUAAAGAAAGGAAAUAUGAUUCAAAUACCUAUGCUGUAGUCGACAACAAUAGAAUAUUGUUCGAUUUAACUAACGAUAACAAUCCCUUACCAAUGCCAUUGCCAGUGGAAUAUUGUAUCGUGGAAAAGGCUAUGUUACUUUCUAUUGAAUUUCGUCUCGGAACGCAAUCACUCAACUAUACAACCAUGGCCGAUUGUCAUUUCUAUUCUCUCACUGAUCGUCUUGUUAACAAUCAAAAUCUAAAAUUGCUGUCAUGUAAUAGUCGUUAUUGUUUCUAUGAUGAAAUCGGACGAUUUAUUGACGGUGGAAACAUUGGAGAUUUAUAUCGAGAAAAUGGUGAACUUCCAAUCGUUAUUCAGAUUGAAGAACAAGACGAUAGUGCUACUCUAUUUGAAAUUACGCUAACAUCAAAUCGAGGUUUAUAUCGAAUAUCAACUGAUUAUUUGAGUUUUAUAGGUGAAAAGAAAACGAAUGUAUUUCAUCCAAUGAUCAAAUGGCAGCACAUCGAAGUUUGGCGAAAAUUAGUUCUGCCAGAAAUUGAAUCGUCCUGCGUAUAUUGGAAUCGAGAUAAUGAAAGUAUCAACGAUGAAAAUCAGUCAAUUGCAUCUUUAGAAAUACCAGUGACAAAUGUGGAUGGUAUUUCUCAAGAUCAGACUAUGCAUAUUAUUUUCUCCUUUGGAAUAGCUACUCAACAUAUUCGUACAUUAAAAUCAAUGACAAUUGCACGUUUAUUAAAUAAUCGAUAUUGGUCAAAUCUGGAUAUGCAUACCUCUUUGAACGAUUGUUGUCUAUCACUUAGUGAAACUAUGGAUAAAAUACUUUCCGAAGUCGAUUUACAAAAAUCUGUCGGUGCAUAUCAAUGUAACGAUAGUGAAACCAUUCAUUUUCGAGUAUUAGUUCGUCUUAACAUUCUCAUAAAUGAUGAUCAACAAAAAAUGGAAAUCUUCCUUAAAGAUUCUACUACGACUAUCGAACAACUAUUACAGCAGAUACAAAUGUAUUUAAGUCCAUAA
Rotaria sp. Silwood1 is the source of this 3231-nucleotide messenger RNA. NCBI's taxonomy places the organism in Eukaryota, Metazoa, Rotifera, Eurotatoria, Philodinida, Philodinidae. The record is from the annotation of a GenBank genome assembly.